GUAAUUGUCGACUCAAAUGUUUACACAAACUAUUCAUAGUUCGGGUUAUCAAAUUAUCUUUCCAUCACUAUUUCUUCACUAGUACUGUAAAGGAUGCUACGCGUUACGUUUUCACGCCCAUACUUCAAGACUACCGUAGCAUGUGCGUGUAGUGACACACAAACCUUUUCCUUUUCCCAGCGUUUUGAGAAACUCUUGAAGGAUCCUCAAAGCCCUUUAAAUUCUCAAGAAUAUGUUUUAAUGAGGGAAUGUUUAACUAAGUACCGCACGUUACAACGAAUUUAUUCGGUAAAACAAACAGACAUCGAGCGAGCACGUGCCGCAGCACACGUAUGCGGUCUCGAAUUCACAAAGCGACGACACCCUCCAGGCGCCGGCACCGGGACUCAAUAGUUUCACGUAAAAUCUACGCGUUACUUUUUAUCGGGUUCUUUCAUGGUUCAAAACCUCUUGACACGUGUUUGACGUCUUAGUCCAAGAAAGAAUCAAUUAACGUUUGAUUAGUGUUAGAUAUACGGGAGGAGGGGGUGCCAGUAAAUUUGAAAAUUAGAGUUGCUUGCAUUUUUUGCGUGUUGUGAAAGAAAAAUGUUGUCUUCUUACAUGCCUUUUUAAACCUGUCCAUAUAUUUUUUGUGCGUGUGCAUACACUCUUGAGAUAUGUUUCUUGGCAAUAUGUAACACGCACACUGAGUUUUAUGUUCUGAAGUUAUUAGUGGGAAGAGGCUAUGUGUAACUCAUUACCAAUUUGAACGGUUAUGCACUUUCUUUCGAGUGUUUCCAUUCUAUGCCUAUUGACUAGCGUAAGUAUAUUUUAAUAUCCACCUAUCUGUUUAAAGCCAAUCUACAUCUAGCCUAUUUAAAAAUAAAUUAUUGUUGCUGAUCAAUUUGGUUUGUGAAUAAUCUAAUCUUACU
This is a messenger RNA of Phytomonas sp. Hart1, 911 nucleotides long. The record is from the annotation of a GenBank genome assembly. Lineage: Eukaryota; Euglenozoa; Kinetoplastea; Trypanosomatida; Trypanosomatidae.